GCCCGGGGAGGCCGCGCUGAGUUCCGGUGAACAGAAAUAUAGGGGGAGAAUACAGAGGUCACAGAAUGGCAAAUUCUCUGAGAGCUGAAGUGCUGAACCUGUACAAAAACCUGCUGUACCUUGGCAGGGAGUACCCCAAAGGAGCUGACUACUUUAGGAGCCGCUUGAAAGCAGCUUUCCUUAAAAACAAAGACGAGAAGGAUCCUGAGAAAAUCAAGCAGCUGAUCGCCCGAGGAGAGUUUGUGAUCAAGGAGCUGGAGGCUUUGUACUUCCUGAGGAAAUACCGAGCGCUGAAGCAGCGCUACUACAGCGACGACAAGCCGCUGACAGCCAGCGAGCCGCCGAUAGCUGCCGACAGCCACCGCCAGGUGCCGCCGGCGCGCCCGGGGACAACCGGGGAGCACCAAUAA
Molecule: messenger RNA, 410 nt
Organism: Indicator indicator
Lineage: Eukaryota; Metazoa; Chordata; Aves; Piciformes; Indicatoridae
Gene: ETFRF1
Product: electron transfer flavoprotein regulatory factor 1
Exons: 3
Coding region: 66-410 (114 amino acids)
Biological process (GO): respiratory electron transport chain
Cellular component (GO): mitochondrion
Source: RefSeq, a predicted model, not a curated record